AUGGCGGCUCCCGUAGUGGUCGCUCCUGCGAUAAAUCUUCAGCAUAUGGACCUACCUGAAGGAAAUGAAGAUGUAGCAGCUGUGCUUCAAACAUCAACACAGCGCUGGCUCAACGCUGCUGAGUGGAGCAUUCUUUAUAACAACCACAACCUAUUCCCAGAAUCAAACUCAUUUACCAUACCUAUUGAAGUAGAGGGACUUUACAGAGUUGACAACCGCUUUAAUCAAGACAGCAAUACGUGGAGAAACACAAGUGCUCCCUCCACUUGCAAAAAUGCUAUCAACUUCUACAAUGUUAGGAUCGCCACUGGCUUGUACAGGUUUGAUGAUGAUGGGGACAUUGUGAUGGACGCUGAAGUUCAAGGAGGGUGGGUCCUUUGCAGAAAAACCGUGAGGAACAGAGGCCAUUGUGGUACACGUUUGAGUCAUCUCUACAAGCCUGUCUUCGAUCGUCAAUUCAAGAUGCUGAAGAUUCAUAUGAUGGAAGAUAUGAUUAAAGAUGGUGAAGAGAAGAGUCUUGACACUUUCGUGAUAUCCAGGCAACUUACCACUUUCACUGAUCUCACGGGCUGGGCAUUUGGCUCAUCCGUGAUAGUUGAAUUUAAAGUGAGACUUGAGCACUUAAGAGGAAAAUCAAUUCCUAUAGCGUAA
Molecule: messenger RNA, 651 nt
Organism: Arabidopsis thaliana (thale cress)
Lineage: Eukaryota; Viridiplantae; Streptophyta; Magnoliopsida; Brassicales; Brassicaceae
Exons: 4
Coding region: 1-651 (216 amino acids)
Source: RefSeq, marked reviewed